AUGCAAGCCGCGGCUGCGCCCAAGUCGAAGCCGAAGCCCGCCGACACUGGAUAUGACGAAACAGUUCCUGUUAACGAAGUGUACCGCGGCAUCCCCUACGCCAUGCCGCCCGUGGGCUCGCUGCGCUUCAUGCCGCCCGUGUCGGGCGCGCUGUGGCAGGGCGUGCGCCUGGCCGAGCACUUCGCGCCAGUGUGCCCGCAGCGCCUGCCCGACAUCUCCAACGACACGGCGGCGCGCGAACGCAUGCCGCGGGGCAGGCUGGAGACGCUGCGCCGCUUGCUGCCGCACCUGCAGCACCAGGACGAGGACUGCCUUUACCUCAACAUCUACGCGCCCUCGCAAGUUAUAUUUAGCAACUUAAAAGAAAAAUAA
Messenger RNA from Thrips palmi, 372 nucleotides. Its product is annotated as neuroligin-4, Y-linked-like. Gene Ontology annotation, biological process: presynaptic membrane assembly; chemical synaptic transmission; neuron cell-cell adhesion. Bases 1 to 372 code for a protein of 123 amino acids. The transcript has 3 exons. Gene Ontology annotation, molecular function: neurexin family protein binding; signaling receptor activity. Gene Ontology annotation, cellular component: postsynaptic membrane; cell surface; synapse. The record is from RefSeq and is a predicted model, not a curated record. Lineage: Eukaryota; Metazoa; Arthropoda; Insecta; Thysanoptera; Thripidae.